UGCAUCGCUUAAAUUUGAACUAAAUUUGAAAAUAAGUCGGCCUAAACUAGUAUGUUAUUGACUAAAAAAUUGUCUUGUUAUGGUCUUCUCAAACAACAAAUUUGUUUUUAGUUUUAAAUGGAAUUCGACCAACAUGAUGGUUCCGGUCAUGUGCAGAAGUACGAUAUUAAGUUGAAAACGAAACCAAAGGAUGGAGUUAUUUUACAAUUACACCAUACAAUCAGAAACCCCAACGGUGAGAACCGUAGAAUUCGAUUCUCUACAGGAAUCUUCGACGACUCUCAAGAGAAACUCGCAUGUUCCGACACCGUAGGAAACCUCUUCAUAUUAGACUUUUCCGAGCUCAAAUUUUGGAAGUUUACCCAUCUCGGGCCAUGUACGGCACUCCAUUUCAUACCAAACAAAACAGACGAGCUAGUAGUGACUAAUACAAAGAAAUGCGACAUUUCCUUCCUUUCUGCUGAAACUGGAAAAAUCUCUCUUACUUUGACUGGACACACAGCUCCGGUGAAGCAUAUCUCAUUCUCGAAUAACAAGCUUAAUAACUUACUAACCGCGAGCCCCGUGGAAGCCAUACUCUGGGAACUGACACACUACACCAAAUAUUUCACCCUAAAUACAUACUUGGGUGCUCAAAUUCAGCAGAUAUUAUUUACACCGGCCGGUGACUACUUAGUAGCCUGUUUUCAAAAUGACACAGUACAGAUAUGGAAACAUGAAAACAUGAAGUCUGUUAAACAGAUAAUACCAACAGAUUUAAAGAAUAUGAGAAAUAUUGCAUUUACAAUGAAUGGCAGAGCUAUGGCAAUGGCAGGUAUCAGCACAACACUGAUACUUUUUAGCAUGGACACAUGGAAAGCCCUAAAAUCAAUAGAUCUAACAAAAUAUGGUAUAUCGGGAGCUCAGCAUAUUGCUUUUAUACCACAAGUAUUCGAUGGAGGUGCAAAUAAAAUCCUAGCAAUAUUAGGGAGUGACUGCGCACUUCGCCUGCUGGAUUUAGAGUCUCUCACAAUACUUCAGACUGUUAGUCCAGAGUCAUCAGGUAUACGCAAAUUUGUUGUAAGCCCAACAGGUAAAUAUUUUCUUUGCAUAUUGAAACUGGGAGAGGUUAAUAUUUACAACUCUUCCUAUGUAAUGGAUCAACCACAACUGCCUAGGGCAAGCCCAAAUACAGAACCUUUGUUACAAAGCAAGUCUAUAUACAAAGAACAAGCCAAAGUAACCAUGAGAGCUGAAGUUGAACAAAAGAUGCGAGUUUGUAUGGACAGUGCCAGACUUCGGAGGAUUCUAAUGCAGUAUGGAGAGUAUCCUGAUAAAUUUAGGCCAGUAAUAUGGAGGUCUCUCCUAGAGACCCCUAUAAACAAGGUGGCUUAUUCAGCUUUGAUUGAAAAAGGUAACCAUCCAAGUUACAAAGACAUUGAAAAACAAUUCACAAUCCACAGUUCAAUCACACUGAAAACCUUAAAACGCUUACUCUCAUGUCUUGCACACUGGUGUCCACUCUUUGGUGUAAUGAAAUGCCUGCCAGGGUUUGUAUUCCCAUUCGUAAAAGUUCUUCAAAAAGAUCCUCUGCUGUUGUUCGAGUGUGUAGCGACAAUUCUACUAAACCACUGCCAGUUGUGGUUUGAAUAUGCUCCAUUCCCACCACUCAGCAUACUGGCGAUGAUAGAAAAUGUACUUGGAGACCAUGACCCACAGCUACUGAAACAUUACUGUGAUGUUGGAGUCACCAGCCAGGUUUAUGCUCUAAAGAUAUUAGAAACCGCCUUCAGUGAAGUAUUGACCUGCACAGAAUGGUUGAUACUCUGGGAUCACAUCCUCAGCAAUGAGCCAGCUUUUAUUCUAAUGGCUGUAGUUUCAUACAACAUUGUGCAGAAAAAUGCUAUAAAAAAACUAAAAACACAUCAGCAACUGGAGAAUUUCUUCCAUAUGCAAAACCCAAUAGAUAAGAAAACAUUCCUGAAAAAAGCUUACAUGCUACUAAAUGAUACUCCAGAUGACAUCCAUCCUAGGAGGUUCUUCAACAGUUUUGUGCCUCUGGAUAAAGGUGUGUGCUACCAGCAGUUUACUGGCUAUCCCAAAGCCACCAUCUGCCUAAAACUAGCAAAGAACGAAAGAGACAAAAUUAAGAAACCAGAAAAUUUUACACUGAAAGACUUGACUACUAGAACUCAAGAAAAGGAAAUUAAAAAUAGAUUUGAAUCAACUUCUGAGUCUAAAAUAACUCGCAGUGAUGACGAUGAUGAUACUGAAGAAUUAUUUACCAGUCCAAAAUAUGUCGGAAAACAUGCAAAGAAAAAGCAAAGUUGCCUCAACAUGGGGGACAAAAAACUUUUCAAAGAAAGACAUGCUACAUAUUUAGUGCCGAAGAUUGAUUUAAAAAACAAAUUAAAAUCUACAGCCAAAGAUAAAGGUUUAGGUAAGCGUUCGUCCAAAUGUAAAGGUAAGAGGACUGAUGAUGAGUUAGAAAAAGUAGUUGAAAUGUUGUUCAGAAGUGGGAGUGAAUCUGAUACCUAG
This is a messenger RNA of Cydia strobilella, 2517 nucleotides long. RefSeq names its product TBC1 domain family member 31. Gene Ontology annotation, molecular function: protein binding. The record is from RefSeq and is a predicted model, not a curated record. The transcript has a single exon. Gene Ontology annotation, cellular component: centrosome. Bases 118 to 2517 code for a protein of 799 amino acids. NCBI's taxonomy places the organism in Eukaryota, Metazoa, Arthropoda, Insecta, Lepidoptera, Tortricidae.